Oryzias melastigma (Indian medaka) is the source of this 2680-nucleotide messenger RNA. RefSeq names its product ring finger protein 41 (gene rnf41). The record is from RefSeq and is a predicted model, not a curated record. The coding region runs from base 367 to 1323 and encodes 318 amino acids. The transcript is spliced from 6 exons. Gene Ontology annotation, molecular function: zinc ion binding; ubiquitin protein ligase activity. Gene Ontology annotation, cellular component: plasma membrane signaling receptor complex. Gene Ontology annotation, biological process: regulation of canonical NF-kappaB signal transduction; positive regulation of JNK cascade; tumor necrosis factor-mediated signaling pathway. NCBI's taxonomy places the organism in Eukaryota, Metazoa, Chordata, Actinopteri, Beloniformes, Adrianichthyidae.
CUGUAGGUUCUUGAACAUAAGGAAGACUAUGGAAUAGACCAACUCAGUAACAAAAAUAGGGGACAUUUAUCAUCAAUCUUCUUACGAACUCUCCUUUGCAGUAUACAUAAACACACUAAAAGGAAAAGGAAAAUAUAAUCUAAUUCAGAUAUUAUCGAUUGCUUAAACGGGGGAACUGAACGACAUAGGGUUCGGGAAAGCUUCCGAAUCUUUGGUAUCGCCCGCCUCUUCCUGCCAACGUUCAAGUGUAGGAUGUAGCAAGACGUGGCUAGCACAUUGCUAGCGAAGGUACUAGGCUUUAAAACAUUUGUAAACCUGAUAAGGACCUGUUUUGCUUCAUGCCUAAGAGGUUGUGGGUAGUGUACCAUGGGGUACGAUGUUACGAGGUUCCAGGGUGAGGUGGAUGAAGACCUCCUCUGUCCUAUUUGCAGUGGAGUGUUGGAAGAACCGGUGCAGGCUCCACACUGUGAACAUGCCUUCUGUAAUGCCUGCAUAACGCAGUGGUUUGCCCAGCAGCAGAUCUGUCCUGUUGAUAGGACAGUGGUGACACUAGCUCAUCUCCGGCCGGUGCCCCGGAUCAUGCGCAACAUGCUGUCCAAACUUCAGAUCAACUGUGACAAUGCAAGUUAUGGCUGCACAGCUACACUGAGGUUGGACCAGCUACAGUCUCAUCUCAAGGACUGCGAGCACAACCCCAAAAGGCCUGUCAACUGUGAGGAAGGAUGUGGCCUUGAAAUGCCAAAAGAUGAGCUUCCCAGCCACAACUGCAUCAAACACUUGCGGAGCGUUGUCCAACAGCAACAAACUAAGAUUUCCGAGCUGGAGAAGACUGUGGCAGAACAUAAACACCAGCUCGGGGAACAAAAACGUGACAUUCAGCUGCUUAAAGCCUACAUGAGAGCCAUCUGCAGUGCUAACCCCAACUUGCAAAACCUCGAGGAGAGCAUCGAGUACAACGAGAUCCUGGAGUGGGUGAACUCCAUGCAGCCUGCCAGGGUGACUCGCUGGGGCGGCAUGAUCUCCACGCCGGACGCUGUGCUCCAAGCUGUCAUCAAGCGCUCGCUCAUCGACAGCGGCUGCCCCCUCUCGAUUGUGAACGACUUGAUCGAGAAUGCCCACGAGCGAAACUGGCCGCAGGGACUGGCCACUCUUGAAACGCGGCAGAUGAACAGGCGCUACUACGAGAACUAUGUUGCCAAGCGUAUUCCUGGCAAGCAGGCGGUGGUGGUGAUGGCCUGUGAAAAUCAGCAUAUGGGGGAGGAUAAAAUCCUGGAGCCCGGCCUGGUUAUGAUCUUUGCCCACGGAGUGGAGGAAAUCUUAUAACUGCAUCUGAGUUGAGCUCUUCCAGACAAGUGGCGAGGCUUUGCUCUUUUCACUGUAGCGUGGAAAAGGUCUUUUCUGUUUUGUUUUCUUCUUUGAAGUGAAACCUGGAAUAAAUUUGGCUUCUUUAAAGUAAACUCUUAGGCUCACUCCUAAGUUUGAUAUCUAUGCCUUAAAAUAAGGACAAAUACUUUAUGAUCCUGGCAAAUAUAAACAGAAUCUGACAUGGAUGUAUAAGGAUAAAGUGAGAUGUUUACAAUGUUUAUAUUUAGUGCAUUACAUGAAGAUUGUUCUGCUCGUGAAGGGAUUUUUUUUUCCUUACUUGUGAUGUGUGGAGUACCUAUGAGCAUUUAGUGUUUACCUUUGAGUAAAAAUAGAACCACAUUUAUUCACAGCUCAACACUUUGCAGAAAUUUUCUUUUUAGAUUUGAGUCGUUUCUGAUGCUGAGAACGUAUUUUGUUUGGUUUUUCUAAUGAUUGACACACAGGUUAGACCGUAUCUGCUCAGAAGUACUUCACAGCUGCUUUUCCAGGGAGUUUGAAAAAGAAAAAAAAAUCCCUUUAUUUUGAAAUGGUAAAGCUUGAACCCCAUUUAAUGCCCUAUCUUGUAUAAAUCGCUUGUAAAUACAAAUACUAUAUUGAAUUCUAAAUGUUCCACUCAUCACUGUAAUUAGAUUGUAAUUUUUAUGUCAGCUGCGUUUGGUGAGCCGAUGUUACCGUCUGCAGGCAACUUUCUGUGUGCUUACUUUCCAACUCCUGUGAUUUUUUUUUUUAAUCUUUUUUCACAAGACGUGCUUUUUAGUUUAGAUUGUUCAGACCUUUUGUGCCAUUUCUUUUAUUUAUUGCGUUGCCUUUUUUUUUGCAAAGAUGUUUGAAGGUGUUAUUUGUUGUAAAGAAAAAGCGCCUUUUAGGGUGAACCUGAAGAUGAACGGAUUUGUGUUUCCCCUUUGAUGCCUCAGUUGUACAUAUCUGUAUUUUGGAUCCAGUUGAAGUGUUACGUCCUAAUAUAUAAAAUCUCAUUAGGUAUCAGUUAAAUUUAAGUAAAUAAUUCACUCUUAUGCUAAGUAUUUUCAAUAAUUAAAAUAUAGGUAUAAGUAUUGUCAUUUACGGUGAGCAUAUUUUUAGUCACAUGUAUGAAAUCAUGGCUUAAAGAUUGUAGACAUAUUGUUAAAAUCACUCAUUUGAGAAGAAAGAUGCUUUCAUUAGUCAUUUAUUGCUGUAGUAUUACAAAACUGCAACUAAUGGCAUAUAAACCUACAAUAUAAAAAUAUUCCCUUUGUUGUUUUCCAUGUCAGUGUUUUGUUUUUUUGUCUGUUAUAUACUGUUUUACAGGCUAAAUGUAAUAAAAUUUCAAACAUUU